Molecule: messenger RNA, 2770 nt
Organism: Pelmatolapia mariae (spotted tilapia)
Lineage: Eukaryota; Metazoa; Chordata; Actinopteri; Cichliformes; Cichlidae
Exons: 6
Coding region: 79-663 (194 amino acids)
Source: RefSeq, a predicted model, not a curated record
UUGAAAGCGAGCGUUUCUUCACAAAGAAAUCCCAACCUGGGAUGUCUGUUUAAGCCGCCAUUUCAAAGCCCAUCGAAGAUGGACACGGACACAGAAGAGAGAGUCUCAGAAACUUCCAAGGAUGACUCAGAGAAACAUGUAAUCCAACUCAAAUCCAGGGGUCGUGGGGCCAAAGGCCGUGGGCGAGGGGGACGUAUGAGUAGAGGUGGCAUGCGUGGUGGGCGGGGCAUGAUGAAAGGCUUUGGGCCACCAGGACCUGGAAGGGGUCGAGUAAAGGAUGGAGCCAUGAAUGGAUUUGGGCCCAUGAGAGGAAUGGGGAGGAUGCGUCCUUACCCUGACCUUAGAGGUCCUCGAGGUAGGGCUGGACCCAUGGGCAUGGGCCCUCCUCUUCCCCCUCCCCCACCUCCUCCUAUGCACCUCAGAGGCCCCUUUCCACCCAUGCCCAGGCAUGGACCCCCUCCACCCCCUCCUCCAGGUCAUCCUGGUUUCAGAGGGCGUCCGCCACACCCUCGAGGCCGUGGCAUGCCACCCCCUGGACCUCCGCGCCCCUUCCGCCCGCGAGGCCCACGAGGCUACCACAAUGGACCGGUCUCUCCUCCGCCUCACCCCCCACCUGGCAGAGGCCAGAGGUGGCCAGGCCCCCCUGGUGGCCGACGCUUUUAAUACAGCCUGCUCUAAAAACUAUAACUAAGCAGCUGUUAAUGUAGAAGGGGCCCUGUAGUCGUGCAGUGAAUGAAAUGCCCCCGAAUGAUGUGUUUAUAAAAAAAGAAAAAGAAAAAAAGUCUGAGUUAUCUUUUGAGUAUCUUAAGAAAUACUCUGUGCCGACAUGUUUGGUUGUUGGUAUUGUCCACUGGCAAAGAGAAAAAUGUGAAAAUGACUAAAGGGCAACUGAGGACGAAUUAAAAACGAUUUAUAACCGAAUAAUGUAAAGGGAUUCCCAAGUUCUGUUACCUAUAAAUACUGUUCGUAUUUUAAUAGAAGUUGUUAAAACGAGUUUGUUCUCCAAAAUUAAAUGUUCUGUGUUUCUUGUUACAGUCGCCCUGUGAGCCUUUUUCCUGACCCCUAAUGAAUAAAGUUUAACAAGUGGGGUGACACUGUAUUUCUGAAGGUGGGGGUAGAGGGGAAAAUUUUAAAAGGGAGGGGAAGGAGUGCACAGCAGCCCUCAAACACCACUGUUUAUUAGUUUGGUCCACCUUGGACCUCCCUAAUCUUUCCUCAUGCUACAUGGAAAUAGUUAUGUAUUCAUAACCUCACUAAACAGUGCACUAAUUAAUGUUUGACACGUUUUACAAGUCUUUAUCCAGCUUGUCGAGUAUUAAUGAGUAUUUAAUUUCAUAUUAUAUAUCUUUUAAUGUGCAGGUAUUUUAAGUUAUGAGUAUUGCUGUUUGGAACAUUCAUGUUUGUCUCCAGCAAUCUAUUGUGUGAUGACAAAAAGGCAUUAUAAAUGAAUAGCAUACUGAGAUAUAUAUAUAUAUAUAUAUAUACACACACACAUAUAUACCAGGUUUCUUAAUUAGCGCAAAUUCCAUUCAUAUUUGCUCCAGUUAAUGAUAAGAAGUUACUCUUUACUGUGUUUUUUUUAAGUGUUACUAUUUUAUAUUCAUUGUAAUUAACAUAACUUGUGAAACUGUGAAUGUGUUUUGAGAACCGUCAAGAGAUAGCCGUGAAAGAAAAAAAUAAUAAAACAACAAAAAAAUAAACUCAACUUCUUCUUUUUUUAUUUGUUCACAAACAAGUCUGAGAGUUGUUAUUACAGACUACAACGUCUCUGUGAAACAGAAUGAACUGCAUUGUAAGUGUGAGCUUACAUUUAUUUAUGUGAUACUUUAAAGUGAACAUUUGAUUCGUGUAAUUAAUAGUUUUGCUUUAGUUUUUACUAUCUGGAGGACCAGGAAAUCUUGAUGUUCACUUUAGAUCUCACUGAAUUCUGUAGACUGAGGGCUUAAAUAAAUUUAUGGCUUAAAAAAUGUAAAACUAAACUAUGAAUUGUACUUAUAGUAAAGGUUUAUGGCCUUGUAGCUACCAGUGUAAAACUGAUUGGAGGACACGGAGCCGCUCCACAUACAAGACAUCUCUCAGUUUAAAAUGAGUGGUAGCAUGUCUAAAAGGAGGACAUCAUCUGAACAGACACUCUGAUAUGACCAAGAAUUAUAACUUAUUUAUUCUGUUUCUAAAAGAUGCUGAGCCCGUUUCAAAGGGGACCGCUGGCUCAGAAAACCGCACUAUUCUAAAUUCGGACUUUUUUUUUGUUUGGGGUUUUUUUUUUCAGUCAAAUCUAUUUAAAAUUUUGUAUCUUAUCUCCUGUACUCUUGUAUAAUUUCAAAUCUAAUUAAUUGCUAGCAUGCAUGAAAUAGUUCCACCUUUUUAUAUUUAAUAAAAAUAAUAAUAACAAUAGAUGUGGGUUUACAAUGUGCACACAUUUGCUCAAAUUGGGGUAUAAUGACUUAAGAGGGUCUUCGGUUUUACAGUUUAUCCAUGGUGUGGUGAUUAAGGCCAGCUGAAUUUUUAAAGCUAAAAGCAAAGGUGUAACCAUCUGAAGAAAAUAAUUUUUCUAGAUAAACGAGGACUUUAUUCUGUGAAGCACACGUUGCUUGAAUAUAGGUACACGUGCAAGGAGAGGUGAUAAGUAAAUAGCCACAGCCAGGUGUUGCAUCCUGCCCCCUUUCUCUUCCUGUCUUUUUCCAUCUCUUCAACACUUUUGACUACAUUUUGCUACAUCAGCCUCUGCAGUCCCAGUUUCUCCCUUUAGUUGAUUAUAACAGACUGACUG